AUGGCUCCAAUCCACCCUCUUGUACAUCCAGUGCACGCUCUCAUGAGUCCGUCGAUCCUCAUUCAAGCAAAAGCCAUGCUGAUCCAAGUCGUUGCCCACUGUUCACAGUUGGUCAGUCCAUCAAUCCUCGUUCAGGCAAGAGCCAUGCUGAUCCGAGUUGUUGCCCACCGUUUGCAGACUUUUGCGACGUUCCCAAUGCGACAGACACCAUGCGCGAAUGCCCAGCGCGCGCCAGCAAAUUUGCCCGUGCCUCCACUCCUCCUUCUUGUGCCAUCCACAUAUGUUCGAGUCACGUCAGCAUUCACUGACGUGUGCUGGACAUAUGUGCUAAGCACUGGCGGUGAUACCUAUGGUACCCACGGGUAA
Suillus plorans is the source of this 366-nucleotide messenger RNA. RefSeq lists its product as uncharacterized. NCBI's taxonomy places the organism in Eukaryota, Fungi, Basidiomycota, Agaricomycetes, Boletales, Suillaceae. The transcript is spliced from 2 exons. The coding region runs from base 1 to 366 and encodes 121 amino acids. The record is from RefSeq and is a predicted model, not a curated record.